GCAGAGAAUGUAUUGUCAAGAGUGGAACCUUUACCCAAUUCGGCAGGGGAUACCAGUUCACUGUUCACUGACAUUGCUCUUCCAGAUCAAGUGGCUCAUGAUCCUUACAAACAGCUGUUAUAUAUAAAAGCUAUACGAACGGGAAAAGAAAGAGAAAAUACUCUUCGCAUUAAUAUCGUCGGUAAUUACUCGCAAGGUAAAACGUCUUUAGCAAACAGAUUGAUUGGAAGGUCGUGCGAAGGAGUCACAACUACAAACGGUAUAGAAGUCAACAGAUACAAAUGUCCAAUAUCUGGUGAUGGAAACUUUACACUAAAAGCGUUAGAAAAUAAAAGUCAAGAAUUUGGUAUUCGGAUUGCGACUGUAGCCCGUUCAAAAGAAAUAACAAAAACAUUGGAAAGGCAAGAAACAAAUUUAGAAGAAUGCGAUCGUUCAGAGCAAAAAAUAACCAGACAUGAAAUUUCACAACCACCAAAGCAACGAAUCGAGACACUAUUCAGUUGUUCCAAGGAAGCUGUACAAGAUAUUGUCAAGCAUUCUUCAAUGAAAAUACCUGAGGCUAGAAAGAAAAAACGUAUGGCAAUGUCUUCUGAAGAGUUAGUAACAUUUUCUGAAACAAUAGAAAAGCAAAAACACACACCACCAAAAUUUAUUGAUAUAUGGGACUUUGGGGGUCAAUACAUAUAUCAUGCAACUCAUACGUUAUUUCACAGCAGUACAGCGUUAUACCUGUUAGUUUUUGACUUGACAAAACCUUUGGAUACCAUUGUGAGGGACGAAGAGUUUCCGGGAGAGACGGAAGAUAGGAAUAUGGAAUAUUUUGCAAGAUUUUGGUUAGAAUCAAUUAAUGCAUACGUUGGUUCAGGUCCACAAGUUAUACUUGUUGGUACGCACAAAGACAAACUUGAGGGAUAUGAUCCAUCAGGAAAAGAGUAUUUUGAAAAAGUAAGAUGUUUAUUUGACAAUACUGAGCUUCUGACGCAUAUCCAGAAGGAACAGUUUGCUGUUGAUAAUUAUGCUAUUUCAGAUCCUGGCAUUUCAGACCUCCUUGAAUUGAUCUCAAAGAAGCAUGAAGAGCUAGCAGAGCCUAUCGAGGUUCCUGCACGUUGGAUACCACUAGAAAAAGCUCUAAGGGAAUGGCAGGCGUCCAAAAUAAUCUCACUUCAAGACGUGAUAGAGCUAGACAAAGAAAAUAAGUAUCCUUUGCAAGAUGAAGAGCAGAUAAAACUCUUUCUUCACUAUCAUCAUGAAAAAGGCACAUUUUUCUUCUACGAUGAAGGCAGUUUUGUUUGUCUUGAUCCAAAGUACUUGAUAGAUGCUUUUAAAUGCGUAAUUACUUCAGAACAUUUCUACAAAAAUGACCCUGAGAUUCGUCCUCUUUGGCAAACUUUGUCAAAGGAAGGCCGACUAUCGCAUCGUCUUAUUGACAAGGUGUGGUCAAACAGUGGUCCGGAUUUCAUGAAACAUAAAGAUGCUCUUCUUGGAUUUUUGAAGAAACAAAACAUUAUAGCAGAAGUAGUAGAAUACAACGCAAAGUCGAAAGAAAAGAAGCAACAAGAUUGGUUCAUUGUUCCAAGUUUACUCAAGAACCAUAGCUCGAAUGAGAAAAUGAAUUGUUUUCUCAAUUUGAAAAAGCAAUCACAAGUUAGAUUUUCGAUGAAGUUUGACAAACCAUCAAGUGUGCAUAUGAUCUACACUAAAAUCCUCGCUGCGGCCCUUGGAAUCAUGCCCGUAGUAAACUGUCGCGAUAAACAGUUGUUAUUUGAAAACGUUUGUAUUUUGAAACUCCGUAGAAACCAUGCAGGAAUUUUAGAGAAGAGGACAGACAGUGGGACAAUAGAACUAAGAGUUGUAAAUUUACUGCCCAAAUCAGUUGAAAGUCACUGUGCUGGCGAGUUUAGACGUUUUGUUGAAUCUGUCGUUCUGAAUGAAUUCAGAAGAGUGAAUUAUCACAAGGGAGGAAAGGACAAAAUGUUUUCAUCUGCCUACAGAUGCAAUCAUGCGGAUCACGGCCCAAACGGAGGUAGUCGGUUAACUUAUUUUGAAGAAGAUGAGGAUGUAUUUUGCCCAGAUAACGUCACCCAUGAAAGCUUUGACUACAAAAGGGCAAAAGAAUGGUUUUCUGAAAACACAAUUGGGGAAGUGUUUCCGAAUAUGCAGUUAACAGAAAAGACCCUCAGUAAGUUGGCUCAGUUUGCUAUUGGGGAAAACUGGCAUCUACUGGGACCUGAACUUUACAUUAACAGAGCCGAAAUCGAUCAUAUUGUAGAACAACACAAAAGCAUUGAGAUGCAAAUCUAUAAAAUGCUUCUGAAAUGGAAAGACAGAUCGACAGACAAAGCGACGUUGGAUAUGUUAGUUGAAGCGAUAAAGAAAUGUCCAGGCGUGAGCAUUUACUGGGAUGAAAUAAAAAACAUUAGAGACAAAUAUCUAAGAGAAUAGAAAAAGCAAACAACUGAUCUUAUUCAGCCACUAUCAAACAAGACUGUUCAAGUCAAUCAGACAUUGACGUUGGAGUGUGAAAUAACUUCGUCUAAUGUCUUAUUCACGUGGUUUAAAGGCGACGAACCUAUCACACAAGAUGGUCGUAAAAGGAUAUCGUCAAAUAAGGGCAUUCACCAACUUGCUAUUAAAGAUGUGAAAAUAGAGGAUACUGGGAAAUACGCAUUACAAUUUGUCGAGUCUAAAACAGAAUGUAUCGUUAAAAUCGUAGACCCAUAUGGGAAUUUGAAGUUCGUUAAAGAACUCAUAGAUAUAGAAGUAAGAGAUACAAAUAUCCCUGUAACAUUUACCUGCGAACUCAAUACAAGCGAAGCCCAGGUGGAAUGGUACUACCGUAAUCAACUUUUACAUCAGUCAAACAAGUAUACAAUAACAGUGGAUGGAUCUGUUCAUAUGCUGACUAUAGAGAAUGUUUCAGAGAGGGAUGAAGGCAAAUACAUGGUAUUAGCAAACGGACAUAUGUCUGAAGCUGAACUCUACAUCGAAGAAACUGAAGAAGAAAGAUACCUGGUGGAACAACUAAAAAACAUACGGGAAGGUUAGAUUUAUAUACGUACCUUAUGUAAUAAGUUUUCAGUGGCAAAAUUUUAUAAGUCAGUUUGUUAGUCCAUUUCCGAA
This is a messenger RNA of Mercenaria mercenaria, 3120 nucleotides long. RefSeq lists its product as uncharacterized. Gene Ontology annotation, biological process: signal transduction. Gene Ontology annotation, molecular function: protein binding. The annotation marks the transcript as partial. Lineage: Eukaryota; Metazoa; Mollusca; Bivalvia; Venerida; Veneridae. The transcript is spliced from 5 exons. The record is from RefSeq and is a predicted model, not a curated record.